Cyprinodon variegatus (sheepshead minnow) is the source of this 1059-nucleotide messenger RNA. RefSeq names its product ribokinase (gene rbks). Gene Ontology annotation, biological process: D-ribose metabolic process. NCBI's taxonomy places the organism in Eukaryota, Metazoa, Chordata, Actinopteri, Cyprinodontiformes, Cyprinodontidae. Gene Ontology annotation, molecular function: ribokinase activity. The record is from RefSeq and is a predicted model, not a curated record. The transcript has 9 exons. Bases 5 to 997 code for a protein of 330 amino acids.
UGUCAUGAAGCACUUUGACCGUUGCUCACUCUUCAGGAACACAUUUGAAUGGAAGAUCAUGAGCGACGCGGCUUUUGAUGUCGUGGUCGUCGGCUCCUGCAUGACUGACUUGGUGAGCCAGACACCCAGGCUACCAAAAGCAGGAGAAACCAUCCAUGGUCACAAGUUCUUCAUUGGUUUUGGAGGGAAAGGGGCCAACCAGUGCAUUCAAGCCGCCAGAUUGGGGGUGAAAACUGCUAUGAUCUGCAAGGUUGGGAAAGACUUCUUUGGAGACAAUUACAUCCAGAAUUUCAAGGACAAUGAUGUGAAUACAGACUUUGUUUGGCAGACUUCAGAUGCAGCCACAGGAGCAGCUUCAAUCACCGUCAACGAUGCAGGUGAAAACGCCAUUGUAAUUGUGGCUGGUGCUAACAUGCUUCUGGGUGAAGAAGAGCUGCAGAAAGCUCUUCCCGCCAUCAGAAAAGCCAAGGUGUUGGUGUGUCAGCUGGAGAUCAGUUCACGGACCUCCUGCCAGGCUCUUCAAAUGGCCCAUGACAACAAAGUAAAGACCAUCUUUAACCCUGCGCCGGCCGUCCAGGACCUGGAUCACAGUUUCUACAGGGUCUCUGAUGUGUUUUGCUGUAAUGAGUCUGAGGCGGAGCUGCUGACCGGCUGCACAGUGAAUAAUGUGGAGGACGCUCAUCACGCUGCCGAGGAGCUGCUGAGGCGAGGCUGCGCAGCGGUCAUCAUCACUUUGGGACCCCAGGGCUGUGUGGUGCUCAAGGCACAGGAUAAAACUUCCACCCAUGUACCUUCGACUGCAGUCAAAGCAGUGGACACGACAGGAGCUGGAGACAGCUUCAUCGGAGCGCUGGCGUUCUGCAUGGCUCACCACCCGGCCAUGCCUCUGGAGGAGAUGGCACGCAGGGCCAAUCAGGUGGCGGCGCUGAGCGUGCAGACUGUCGGCACCCAGACGUCGUUCCCGUUCAAGCGGGACCUGCCGGCGGAGAUGUUCUGAGACUCAAACCCUCUGCAGAUAACAGCUACUCUCAGUAAACACAGUAGAAAGAAUUCAGGCAU